GUAAAGAGAUGGAACUGUUCUUGCUUGUUAGCUGCUCAUUCACGCUCAGGCCUGCUGAUUUUUGUUUCUCUUGAAACUUACUGCUCCAACGGACUCCAUUUAUUUAAGAGACAAAACUCUAUCCUACUUGGAGAUUCUUAUUGCUAUUGCAAGUACAGUUACUGGUUGAAUUUUGAAGCCUUUGGUAGAUUUUUUUUCUGGGUCUUGGUUAUUCUAGAAAUAGAGUGAGAGAAAUGGAGAUUCUCAUUGCUGUUGCAAGUGCAAUUGCUGUUGAAAUUCCUAAAGCCUUGGUGGCCCCUGUCAGCCGACAUAUUAAAGCCUUGGUGGCCCCAAUCAGCCGACAUAUUGGUUACCUAACUGGCUACGAACUUAACAUCAAGGAUCUGAAAGAGAAGCUUCAGAAACUGAAAGAUAAGAAAACUGUCGUGGACCGACAUGUAGCUGGCCCCACUGCUGAUUCAAUAAUUCAAUGGAAAAAGAAAGUGGAUGACAUCAGUAAGAAGGGCAAUGAAUUUUUUCAAAAUGAAAUGAACGUGAACAAGUGUUUUAACACGAACUGUCCAGAUCCAAUGUCACGUUAUUCCUUGAGCAAGAAAGCUGAAGGGAUGACAAAGACGGUGCUUGAUCUGCUCAAACAGACUGAAGAGUUCGGUGACAUGGCCCAUCCAGGUAUCAACCUAGGAUCAGCUUUCAUUACUGAAGGCAUUAGGGAUUUUAGAUCAAGGGAAUCAAUUAAAAAUGAAGUCUGGGAGGCCUUGAAGGAUGACAACCUUAGCAUGAUCAGUAUAUGUGGAACUGGUGGUGUGGGUAAAACCACGAUGGUAAAAGAGCUUGUGCAAAGAGUUGAAAGAGAGAAAUUGUUUGAUGUCGUUGGAAUGGCAGUAGUGUCCCAAACUCCUAAUAUCAAAAAGAUACAAGGUGACAUUGCAUCUUGGCUAAAUUUGAAAUUGGACGAUGAGAAUGAGUUAAAAAGAGCAGGCGAGCUUCGUCAGGGGCUUAUAAACCAUGGUAAGAGGAUCCUCAUAAUAUUGGAUGAUGUUUGGAGCGAGUUGGAUUUUGAAAAAAUAGGACUUCCUUCAAGGGGAGAGAGAAAGGGACACAAAAUUAUGUUGACUUCACGUAACAUGGAUGAAUGCAAUAAAAUGGAAAGUGAAAAGAAUAUCACUAUGAAAGUUUUAGAAAAAGAUGAAGCUAGGGAUCUUUUUAGAGAGAUGGCAGGCAUUUCCAAUGUCCAGGAUUUGCAUCAGACGGCAACUGAGAUUGCAGAUGAAUGUGGAGGCUUGCCUCUUGCUAUUGUAACUAUUGCAAAGGGAUUAAAAAACAAAGGGAGGAACAAAUGGGAUGAUACGCUCCAACGGCUAAAGAAUUCUAACCUACAAGGCGUAUCAAGAGAUGUGUUUUCCAGAAUUGAAUUAAGUUACAAGCUUUUGGAAGACGAAGAGGCCAAGUCAUGCUUUCUGCUUUGUAGUUUGUUCCCCGAAGAUUUCAAUGUUCCGGUUGAAGAUUUGGUUAGAUAUGGAAUGGGCCUACGGUUGUUUAAAAAUGUUGAUAAAGUGCAUCAUGCAAGAACUAGGGUCUAUAAUCUUAUUGAUGAACUUAAAGAAUCAUUUUUAUUGCUUGAAGGUGAUAGGCAUGACUAUGUCAAAAUGCAUGAUAUUGUCCGCGAUGUAGCCAUAUCAAUUGCCUCAAGAGAUAAGCAAUGGCACACGUUACAAAGUGAGGCUAAAAUGAAGUGGCUAGAGGAAGAUGGGUACAAACAUUGCAUUGUAAUUUCACUUUCGUAUGAAAAAAUCAGCGACCAGCUUAAUGAUUUGGAGUAUCCGAAGCUUGAACUCUUGCAAAUUUGGGAUGAUUGUUGGUCACCAGGCCUUCCAAACAACGUUUAUGCAGGGAUGAAAGAACUCAAAGUUCUAGCUUUGUCUUCGAGUUUCACAUCACUGCCACAAUCACUUGAUGUCCUGAGGAAUCUUCGAACCUUAUGUCUUGAGGUAUCUAACGAACAUUGGGGACGCGCCAUUGGAGCUCUUGUCAAACUAGAAAUACUCGAAAUUCGUUAUGGAUGCUCAAGUUUCUGA
Molecule: messenger RNA, 2075 nt
Organism: Hevea brasiliensis (rubber tree)
Lineage: Eukaryota; Viridiplantae; Streptophyta; Magnoliopsida; Malpighiales; Euphorbiaceae
Product: disease resistance protein At4g27190-like
Exons: 4
Coding region: 234-2075 (613 amino acids)
Molecular function (GO): ADP binding
Source: RefSeq, a predicted model, not a curated record